Molecule: messenger RNA, 738 nt
Organism: Suillus subaureus
Lineage: Eukaryota; Fungi; Basidiomycota; Agaricomycetes; Boletales; Suillaceae
Exons: 5
Coding region: 1-738 (245 amino acids)
Source: RefSeq, a predicted model, not a curated record
AUGCCUCCCAGAGUGUCUUUAAUGCCAUCAGAGAUAGCUGCCCACAAGCGGAACAGCAAAACAAAGGCCAAGUCAUCAAAGAUAAAGGCCUUAGAGCAGAAAGUUUGGAAUGAGACAAUGGCCAACAGUCAUAAGUGCGCACCCACAAUAACUGGACUGCAAUCAGUAUCUGCAGCCAAGUUAGCAUGGAAGACACCUGCAGGAAAGCUAGAUCGCAACAAUGCGGACCAUGGUCAAGGAGCACAUGAAGAGAUCAGCCAUGCUGAAAGUCAAGGUUGUGAGAAAUCAGCAUGCUCUUCAAAUUCCUGCAAGUUGAAGUCAGCCAUGGUGUCAAUUGAAGAUAAUGACACCAUCAGUGAAUACGGAGACAGUGACCAUGCUUCUGAAAAAUCAGACAAUGAUAUGGAGGUUCCUGAAGAUGAUGAUUUUGAGUCACUCUCCCAGGAGGAACUCCUUAAAGAGGUUCAGUCAUGGGCCAUUGAGAACACUAGAGCUGCCAGAAUGCAUUCGCAAACCAGCAGCAAUGUAUCUGAAUGGUUGUCAAUGGCCUCUGGCACUACUGCCAGUGUUCCUCAGGUUGAUGUUGCUGACUUGGACUCAGAGAUGCAGUUUGCUGACAAAGCCUCUGAUGGUCGUGGUCAUUCCAAACCUUAUUACCAUGAGGCUUUAUCAACAGUCACCAAACACCAGCUGGACAAGAAGAAAGACAAGAAGAAAAGGAGCAAGCUAGAAGAAUGA